Macroventuria anomochaeta is the source of this 750-nucleotide messenger RNA. RefSeq names its product alpha/beta-hydrolase. The coding region runs from base 1 to 750 and encodes 249 amino acids. The transcript has 3 exons. The record is from RefSeq and is a predicted model, not a curated record. Lineage: Eukaryota; Fungi; Ascomycota; Dothideomycetes; Pleosporales; Didymellaceae.
AUGCCCACCACUACCGCCAAACCAACAAUCCUCAUCAUACCAGGCUCCUUCUCAGCCUACGGCGCCUAUGACCCCUUCCUCACCCUCCUCCGCGCGGAAGGCUUCACCGCUCUCGCGAUCAAGCUCCCCUCCACCCAGAUGCGACACCCGCUGCCGCCAGCCACGCUGCAGGAUGAUGCGGCGCAUGUCAGAGGUGUGGUGGAGCGGCUGAUUGCUGAAGGAGAAGGCACGGAGGUUGUGGUGCUGGCGCAUAGUUACGGCGGGAGUGUUGCUACAGAGGCGCUUGCGGGUUUGGGAGUCAAGAGAUUGGUGUUUUUGAGUGCAAGUGCACCAAGGGUGGGCGAGAACCAAAUCAAAGCUAUGAGAUUGGAGGCGGGGUUUUUGCCGGAGGAGGUGGUGAUAUUACAGGGAGGAUACAUGCACAUGGAUCCCGUCAUCAUGGCUCCAUUUGUCUGCAACGACCUGCCCUACUCGCAAGCCUACGAGAACGCACUCCAGCUUCCUCACCACUCUGCUGUCUCCUUCCAGAGUGAGGUCACGCAGACGAGUUAUAAGGAUAUUCCUGUCACUUAUAUUUACUGUGAAAGAGAUAUUGUGAUUGCUCCGGAGAUUCAGCAGAGGUUCAUUGAUACGAUUGAGGAGGUCAGUGGGAGUAAGGUUGAUGUGAGGAGGAUUGAUGCGGGACAUUGUCCGAACUGGAGUAAGCCGGAUGAGCUGGUCAAAUUGCUGGUUGGCGCUGCACAGAUGUAG